Messenger RNA from Arabidopsis lyrata subsp. lyrata, 850 nucleotides. RefSeq lists its product as uncharacterized. The transcript has a single exon. Bases 60 to 695 code for a protein of 211 amino acids. The record is from RefSeq and is a predicted model, not a curated record. Lineage: Eukaryota; Viridiplantae; Streptophyta; Magnoliopsida; Brassicales; Brassicaceae.
UAUUGUGAUUUAAGGUCACAUCGAAAUCAUUAUUCAUUCCAUACCCUAAACAACAAAAAAUGGCAAACAGGCAGAUGGAAAUAGAGACCGGAUUCCCAACGCCACCGUCCUCCGCCACUGAUCCUCCUCCUCCAUCACGGUGGUGGACACAACUGCAUUCAUUAUUCCUUCGUCGUAACGAACUCACUAAAGAAGAGAAAUCAGCUAUAUUUUUAAAACCCUAUUUGUGCGGCGGCUUGACAAUCUUAGCCUUUUUGAACAUCUUGUUACACAUCGACAAACUUUUCUGCCACGUCAGCUUCUCCGUCGAAUCCAUCUCCGUUUCCCCCUCCUCUUCCGCCACGUGGCACGUUGAUUUUCUCGUGAACCCGAGCUCAUGGUGUCCAAUCGACUACAACGGAGAUGACGUGUACGCCAAGCUAGGCUCCUUAAACGCCGCCGUUUUGAAAACCUCGCGCAAGCGUGGUUCACGUGGCGGUCACACGAGUUUCUCGGUGGAUUUAGCUAAGGAGGGUAAUCAAAGAGUUUUCGAAUUAGACAUGAAACUUAGCGCGAAGAAGAAAAGUCCUGCGUAUGGAUAUGAAUAUGGACAUCUCGAUAUCCGGUGUCAGAAUCUGACUAUUGGUUAUCAGAAGACUAAGUGUCAUUCGUCUUUCAAAGCGUUGGAGAACACGAUACCUAAGCUAUUGGAUUAGGAACUCUUCUUGCUUUCCGUUAGCUGUUUCUUUUUCUACAAAAAAAAUGGAUUUCUUUUAAUCCUCUUAUUUUAUUUUAUUGCAAGUGUUUCUUCUCGUGAAGUGAACUCUAUCAUUUCUUCAUCGUUAACAAAAUAUAUAAAAUUGUAACGGUA